AUGGAGCGCAACGGCGUCAUCAAGCUCAUCCCACGCAGCGCCGUGCCACGACAGCACACGCCUCUCAAGUCACGCUUCGUCUUCAAGGUGAAGCGUGACGCUGAGGGCGCGCCGACGCGCUUCAAGGCACGCUGGGUCGCCAAGGGCUUCAGCCAACGACCGGGCAUCGACUUCGACCAGACCUACGCCCCAACACCAGCAGCCAAGACCAUCCUCACUGUGCUCGCCGUCUCCCUGCAACGACAGCACCAGCUGCACCAGCUCGACUUCAAGUCGGCUUACCUGCAGGCUGAUCUCAAGGAGGAGCUGUACAUGGAGCUGCCGCCGCACUUCACCGACAUCGGCGACGGCGCUCAACGCUACGCGGGCAAGGUGUGCCGGCUGUUCAAGCCGCUGUACGGCCUCAAGCAAGCUGGCCGUGCAUGGGCCAAGAAGCUGCACACCUUCCUCAAGACCAACGGAUGGGCGCAGAGCAAUGUCGACGCCUGCCUCUUCACCAAGCUCCACGACGACGGACAGCGCACAUGGAUCAUCACGUACGUUGACGACCUCAUCAUCAGCAGCAGCAGCGAGCGUCACAUCCGUGCCUGCAAGCAGCAGAUCAAGGAGAGCUUCGAGGCAGAGGACCUGGGCCCGCUCACCUGGUACCUGGGCCUUCACCUGACGUCACCAGCUGACGGGGUGUUGCACAUUACGCAGACACAGGCCAUCAACGACAUCGUCAACGACUACAACCUGGCAGCGGCAGCCAGCGUCUCCACGCCCAUGCGUGUUGGCAUCGACGCCUCCAGCAUCAGCGAGCAGCCCGACCGACGCCUGCCUUUCCGCAACCUCGUCGGCUCGCUCCUGUACCUGGCCAACCGCACGAGACCAGACGUCAGCUUCGCGUGCGGACUGCUCUGCCGUUACAUGGACCGUUACACGACGGUCCACUGGCAGGCAGCCAAGCACGUCGUGCGGUACCUGAAGGCGACGAGCGAGCACGGCCUCCUCUUCAAGCGACGCAGCGGCACGUGCAAAGACCAGCCGCUGAACCUUGUGUGCUACAGCGAUGCCAGCUUCGGAACAGACCAGCUGACGGGCCGCUCCACGACGGGCUUCACCUGCUACAUCAACGGCUUGUUGUGA
Molecule: messenger RNA, 1128 nt
Organism: Salpingoeca rosetta
Lineage: Eukaryota; Choanoflagellata; Craspedida; Salpingoecidae
Exons: 2
Coding region: 1-1128 (375 amino acids)
Source: RefSeq, a predicted model, not a curated record